This is a messenger RNA of Rhinolophus ferrumequinum (greater horseshoe bat), 7525 nucleotides long. RefSeq names its product ATPase phospholipid transporting 11B (putative) (gene ATP11B). NCBI's taxonomy places the organism in Eukaryota, Metazoa, Chordata, Mammalia, Chiroptera, Rhinolophidae. The record is from RefSeq and is a predicted model, not a curated record. Gene Ontology annotation, cellular component: trans-Golgi network; endoplasmic reticulum; recycling endosome. Gene Ontology annotation, biological process: phospholipid translocation. Gene Ontology annotation, molecular function: ATPase-coupled intramembrane lipid carrier activity; ATP hydrolysis activity; ATP binding. The transcript is spliced from 31 exons. The coding region runs from base 291 to 3794 and encodes 1167 amino acids.
GGGGGUGGGGUUGUGGCGGUGCUUCGGGUGACCACGGUCAAUAAUGAAGGUGGCUGCGGCGCCACGGCAGGCUCAGCAGCACCGGGCGGGGGCGGCGCCGUGGCUGCGCCUGUAGAACCUCCGGGCAGAAGCGGCGAGAUGGGAACCCGGCUCAGGGAGUGAGGUGGCGGCGGCGGCCAGCAGAACUUCAGCCAGAGGGGCUCUUCCGCUCACCCCUCUGGCUGAUCGGCCUCCACCUGCAGCCCCUCGGUCCCCGCGUCCCGCGGGACCGGGACGGCGACAGUGGGGGCAUGUGGCGCUGGGUCCGGCAGCAGCUGGGUUUUGACCCACCACAUCAAAGUGACACAAGAACUAUUUACAUAGCCAACAGAUUUCCUCAGAAUGGCCUUUACACACCUCAGAAAUUUAUAGAUAACCGGAUCAUUUCAUCAAAGUAUACUGUGUGGAAUUUUGUUCCAAAAAAUUUAUUUGAACAAUUCAGAAGAGUGGCAAACUUUUAUUUUCUUAUUAUAUUUUUGGUUCAGCUUAUGAUUGAUACACCUACCAGCCCAAUUACCAGUGGACUUCCAUUAUUCUUUGUGAUAACAGUAACUGCUAUAAAGCAGGGAUAUGAAGAUUGGUUACGACAUAACUCAGAUAAUGAAGUAAAUGGAGCUCCUGUGUAUGUUGUUCGAAGUGGUGGCCUUGUUAAAACUAGAUCAAAAAACAUUCGGGUGGGUGAUAUUGUUCGAAUAGCCAAAGAUGAAAUUUUCCCUGCAGAUUUGGUGCUUUUGUCCUCAGAUCGACCUGAUGGUUCUUGUCACAUUACAACUGCUAGUUUGGAUGGAGAAACUAACCUGAAGACACAUGUGGCAGUUCCAGAAACAGCAGUAUUACAAACAGUUGCCAAUUUGGACACUCUUUUAGCUGUGAUAGAAUGUCAGCAACCAGAAGCAGACUUGUACAGAUUCAUGGGACGAAUGAUAAUAACUCAACAAAUGGAAGAAAUUGUAAGACCUCUGGGGCCAGAGAGUCUUUUGCUUCGUGGAGCCAGAUUAAAAAACACAAAAGAAAUUUUUGGUGUUGCUAUAUACACUGGAAUGGAAACAAAGAUGGCAUUAAAUUACAAGAGCAAGUCACAGAAACGAUCUGCAGUAGAAAAGUCAAUGAAUACAUUUUUGAUAAUUUAUCUAAUAAUACUUAUUUCUGAAGCCAUCAUCAGUACUAUCUUGAAAUACACAUGGCAAGCUGAAGAAAAAUGGGAUGAACCUUGGUAUAACCAAAAAACAGAACAUCAAAGAAAUAGUAGUAAGAUUCUGAGAUUUAUUUCAGACUUCCUUGCCUUUUUGGUACUCUACAAUUUCAUCAUUCCAAUUUCAUUAUAUGUGACAGUUGAAAUGCAGAAAUUUCUUGGAUCAUUUUUUAUUGGCUGGGAUCUUGAUCUCUAUCAUGAAGAAACAGAUCAGAAAGCUCAAGUCAAUACUUCUGACCUGAAUGAAGAGCUUGGACAGGUGGAGUACGUGUUUACAGAUAAAACUGGUACACUGACGGAAAAUGAAAUGCAGUUUCGAGAAUGUUCAAUUAAUGGCAUAAAAUACCAAGAAAUCAAUGGUAGACUUGUAUCCGAAGGACCAACACCAGAUUCUUCACAAGGAAACUUAACUUAUCUUAGUAGUUUAUCCCAUCUUAACAGCUUAUCCCAUCUUACAUCCAGUUCUUCUUUUAGAACCAGUCCUGAAAAUGAAACUGAACUAAUUAAAGAACACGAUCUCUUCUUUAAAGCAGUCAGCCUCUGUCACACGGUACAGAUUAGUAAUGUUCAGACUGACGGCAUUGGUGAUGGGCCCUGGCAAUCCAGCCUUGCACCAUCCCAGUUGGAGUACUAUGCAUCUUCACCAGAUGAAAAGGCUCUAGUAGAAGCUGCUGCAAGAAUCGGCAUUGUGUUUAUUGGCAAUACCGAAGAAACUAUGGAAGUUAAAACACUUGGAAAACUGGAACGGUACAAACUGCUUCAUAUUCUGGAAUUUGAUUCAGACCGUAGAAGAAUGAGUGUAAUUGUUCAGGCACCUUCAGGUGAGAAGAUUUUAUUUGCUAAAGGAGCUGAAUCAUCAAUUCUCCCUAAAUGUAUAGGUGGAGAAAUAGAAAAAACCAGAAUUCAUGUAGAUGAAUUUGCUUUGAAAGGACUAAGAACUCUGUGCAUGGCUUACAGACAGUUGACAUCUAAAGAGUAUGAGGUAAUAGAUAGACGCCUAUUUGAAGCCAGGACAGCCUUGCAGCAAAGAGAAGAGAAAUUGGCAAAUGUCUUCCAGUUUAUAGAGAAAGACCUGAUAUUACUUGGAGCCACAGCAGUAGAAGACAGACUACAAGAUAAAGUACGAGAAACUAUUGAAGCAUUGAGAAUGGCUGGUAUCAAAGUAUGGGUACUUACCGGAGAUAAACAUGAAACAGCUGUUAGUGUGAGUUUAUCAUGUGGACAUUUUCACAGAACCAUGAAUAUCCUUGAACUUAUAAACCAGAAAUCAGACAGUGAAUGUGCUGAACAAUUGAGGCAGCUUGCCAGAAGAAUUACAGAGGAUCAUGUGAUUCAGCACGGGCUGGUCGUGGAUGGGACCAGCCUAUCUCUUGCACUCAGGGAGCAUGAAAAACUAUUUAUGGAUGUUUGCAGAAGUUGUUCAGCUGUAUUGUGCUGUCGUAUGGCACCACUACAGAAAGCCAAGGUAAUAAGACUGAUAAAAAUCUCACCUGAGAAACCUAUAACAUUGGCUGUUGGCGAUGGUGCUAAUGAUGUCAGCAUGAUACAAGAAGCACAUGUUGGCAUAGGAAUCAUGGGUAAAGAAGGAAGACAAGCUGCAAGAAACAGUGACUAUGCAAUAGCUAGAUUUAAAUUCCUCUCCAAAUUGCUUUUUGUUCAUGGUCAUUUUUAUUAUAUUAGAAUAGCUACUCUUGUACAGUUUUUUUUUUAUAAGAAUGUGUGCUUUAUCACACCCCAAUUUUUAUAUCAGUUCUACUGUUUGUUUUCUCAACAAACACUGUAUGACAGCGUGUACCUGACUUUGUACAAUAUUUGUUUUACCUCCCUACCUAUUCUGAUAUAUAGCCUUCUAGAACAGCACGUAGACCCUCAUGUAUUACAGAGUAAGCCUACCCUCUAUCGAGACAUUAGUAAAAACCGUCAACUGAGCAUUAAAACUUUUCUUUAUUGGACCAUCCUUGGUUUCAGUCAUGCCUUUAUUUUCUUUUUUGGAUCCUAUUUUCUAAUGGGGAAAGAUGUAUCGCUGCUUGGAAAUGGCCAGAUGUUUGGAAACUGGACAUUUGGCACCUUGGUCUUCACAGUCAUGGUUAUUACAGUCACAGUAAAGAUGGCUUUGGAAACUCAUUUUUGGACCUGGAUCAACCAUCUUGUUACCUGGGGAUCUAUUAUAUUCUAUUUUGUAUUUUCUUUGUUUUAUGGAGGGAUUCUCUGGCCAUUUUCAGGCUCCCAGAAUAUGUACUUUGUAUUUUUUCAGCUCCUAUCAAGUGGUUCUGUUUGGUUUGCCAUAAUCCUCAUGGUUGUUACAUGUCUAUUUCUUGAUAUUGUGAAGAAAGUAUUUGACAGACAGCUCCAUCCUACAAAUACUGAAAAGGCACAGAUGUACUCCAACACAGUUGCUUUAAGUGACGAGUUCAUCGCACUGCAGCCAUUGUCGAGGGCAAGGAAUCAGCUGAGCAAACUUAGCUUACUGAAACAAAUUCAAGUAUCAAGUGCUUGGACUCCAUGUGCUGUUUCUCAGGAGAAGCAGCGUGCACAUCUGUUGGAAGAAUGCUGGAACGAGUGAUAGGAAGAUGUAGUCCGGCCCAUGUCAGCAGAUCAUGGAGUGCAUCGGAUCCUUUCUAUACCAACGACAGGAGCAUCUUGACUCUCUCCACAAUGGACUCAUCUACUUGUUAAAAGGGCAGUAGUACUUUGUGGGAGCCAUUUCAACUCCCUUUCUAAAAUUCAAUGUGAUCAUCCUGGUAAUGGCCAGGACUGAAGAGUUACUUUCUGAAAUCUGUGGAAUCGUUCAUACCCACUCAGAGUUACAAUGGCAAACAAACAAAAAGGCAUCACGUGAACCACUGUCAACCCCCAUAAUUUUAAUCUGAACAUGUUAAAAUUUGUGAAUAAAGAGACACUUUCCAUUUCUCGUCUGGGUUGUCCCCGUGCUUAUGGGACUCCUAAUGGCAUUUCAGACUCUUGCUAAGGCCACUAUAUUUUACUAUCAAGGUAGAAAAGAGAGAUAAUCCCUAGUUAAUUGUAUUUUUUAGUAUUAGCUUAGGUAUUGAGUCUUCUAUUUAAAUCUGCUUCUGUAAAUUAUGCUGAAAAGUUUGCCUUGAAAACUCUAUUUUUUUAUUAGAGUUAUAUUUGAAGCUUUUCAUGGGAAAAGUAAGUGUGAAUAGUAAGGAAUUUUGGUCCCUCAGUGACCCAUGUUGUUAAUUCAUUAGUGCUUUCUAAGUUCAUAGAGCACAUUAGGACAAUGCAUUUCUAACCAUUAUUUACUGCACUGUGGAUAGUAAACAUAUACCAAUACCAAACUCCUCUAAAUAUACUGUAACACAACCAGUCAAGUUAACCAUAUACAUGCAAAGAUACGUGUACAUAUCUUACACGUAAAUUGGAAAUCAAGUCCGUUCAACAGAUUUCAAAUUGAUGUUUACUAAUAUUUUUAUGACAGAAUAUGAAGUGAGUAAAUUAGGUAUCAUUAGCCUAUUAUGAUUUAAUGUGUUUAUCAUUGGAUCUUUUGCAUGCUUUAAUCUGGUUAAUAUAUUUAAAUUUGCUUUUUUCCCUCCAUCUGAAGGCUCUGUUUAUAGUAUUUUAUGACACUGUUGUAAAGUUCAACUAUAUCAAUAAAAAACAAGUUUGGACAGUAUUUAAAUAUUGCAAAUACUUUUAAUUAUAUAAAUCAAAAUAUUACGGUAAUUAAAUCAAUAAAAAGUGAAGAGCCUCUGUCUGUGGCUUAGAAUUGCUCUUGCCUUUCGGUAAGCUAGAUUUUAGCAUAAAGGAUUUCAGAUAAGAAUCCUGUUAUUUUUAGGUUAGUAUACGUAUCUAAGUUGUAGCGGACUACCACAGUAAAGUGAAAUCUGUCCAGGGUUCCAUUAGAUGGUAUAUUUUUAGGUGUGGCUAUAGAAUGUAAAUGAAACAAAGUCUAAAAUGCUAAAUUUUAUGAGGAAAUGGCAGCAAUAAAUUAAAAUGCUAAGAAUCAUUCAUUAAUCAAGUACAUAUUACUGUAUUAACUCACUGCACUUUGAUGCUUAAUUUCCAUCCUGAAUAUAUCAUGUAGAUCCAUUGUUGUUAUUUGUUUUGAUCAAAGGUAAUGUUGUUUUAAAGUUUGGAAAUGAUUGUUGGUUUAGAACUAUUGCCCAGCUCUAAGCAUAUAAUGAUUGUAUACAUAGACAUUUUAAACUGUAUGGAAAUGGUUAAAUAAGGUUUUGCCAAAUUUUUCCCUUGAGAAUGUAAUAAUUCCUUUUUGUAGACUUAUGUGCAACCCUCCACCUCUUUCCCAUUUCAUGAAUAUAAGACUUCUUGAAUUGGGCUGAUGGGGAAAGAUUGUUAGAGUCAAGAAUUAAGACUACCUUUGUUCACUGGUAAACUAUUUUCUCCCUAAUGUCACAUUUGCCUGUUUCAAUGUAAGGAUAUUAGGUUAUGAAUUUCAGACUAAAUACUAAUUUUCGUACAUAGGCCUUCUUUAACUUAGAUAUUCCAAAGUUGGGUUUAAGAAGAAAUUGUUUUUCUGGAAAUACAUUAAAGGGAUAAUAAACUACAGUAUGUACACUCACCAAUUCAAUUCCAGAAGAGGACAUAUUGCAGAAAUAUUCAGUAAUUUAGUGGAGGAUAAUUUGCUUUUCUCAGAAUCUCUCAUAAAGUGUUCAUGUAAGAAAAUGACAUUCAGUAGUCCGGCAUGACCUCUCCCUUACAGUGUUUUAUUUGCCAUCAGCUAAACUGACUACUGACACUACAGGACAGCAGAGCCAUCAGGCGGUCUGUGACCAGCUGCGGAAGGCAGGGAGAUCAGCUAACAUACGCAUUGUGCUUACGAUGUGACUGAUGUCACUUUUUGCAUUCACUGUUCGAACUUAUUUAAGAACUUGAUGUAAAAACAAGUAAAUGCAUCAUCCACUGAUAAUGCUCAUCCUACUCUGUUGUUCAAAAUCUAUUCCACUUCAAGGAAGAGUCUUAUAAUUGUAAAACAAGGGGUUUCUUCUAUUUAUUUAAGAAAGUACCAGUGUUGUCUAUAAGAUUUCAAUAGUUUUCUAGUGGUGAGAGUCAUACUGUGAAACUAUUACUACAUAACCAGUAAUCACAGAAAAUUUUCCCUUUGCAUAUUCUUUAAAAUUCUUUGGAAAGUAUGAUGUUGGUAAUUAAUAUACUUUUAUCUGCCAAAACCAGAGUAAGAUGCUGCAUGUGGUAUCGCUAGUUGAUGGUCUCACAUCUGUUUGCCUCGCUUGCCUUGGCCUAGUCUGAAGGCUGUAGCCCUGAAGAUAGUAGCAAGCACCAAGUGAGCCUCCAGAAUCGCCCGUCAGCUGCUUUUGGUGACGCAGCAGCCUGCCUCAGCCUUAGCAAACAUUAGUCUCCCCCUAGCAGGUGAGUGUCGGCCAGGAGAGCUACCCCGGCCUACUGGGGGAUUGAGAAGAAAAGGGGGGAGAAUUUACAGUUUGAAUUUCUCUUAAAUACCCUCCUCCUUGAAUCUUAAUCUCCAUGAUAUCCUAAAGUUUCUGGACCUCUUCCAAACUCUGGCCCUGUCCUGAGUUGGAAAUUUAAACAGAGGCACAUCGCCCUAUUAGGAAAUACCUUUACUUAGACCAGGCUCAUUUCUACUGCAUGAGACUGAAAUCGGGCUUGUGUGAGAAAUUUGAGACUCCUUGCUAGUAGGCAGGAGUCAAGGUCAGUAAAAAAUUUUAAAUUAACACCAAAAGUUUUUAAAAUACGCUAUUCUGAAAAGUUACUGGAGUCUGGGGAAAAAGAAAAUGACCCAUGUUUUGUUUUUCCUAUAAAGAUCAAUUUGGAGUACGAUAUAAGCAGGUAUUGAUAAAACUAACACACCAAAGACUUAUAUAAAACAUGUUUUAUUAAUUUUGGUCCCCGUUUAGAGACAUUUUCAUUUCUAUCUUGAAAUUAGUCAUCAAUUUUCAUAAAAAUAAAACAUUAACAAUUUGUUUAUGUGAGAUAACUUGAAUGAUGUUCCUACAAAAAUAGAUCAUAACUAAUGAUAUGGUUGUAAUAAUGGUGAUUGUAAGAUUUUUAUGAGGAAUUCGUAGCUGGAAACACUGUAGCAACACUUAGUUUAAAAUUUUGGAACUUAGACACACUGUGGCUGUCUAAUACAAUCCUUUAACUUUUUUCUGCAUUUUCAGUAAAUUUAGUAUAUUUAUUGUACAGUUCUCAGUAAUUUUUUAAAGUUUAUGAAAUUAUAUUUAUCAAAUAAAAAUUUUCCUAUAUAAUUAAAAGUGUUUUUCAGUCAUUUAAGCAUGUUAAUAAGCCUCUCUGCUCAUCACAACCAGCACUGCCAAAUUUGUUUCAAGUGAAAUUUUA